Stegastes partitus (bicolor damselfish) is the source of this 543-nucleotide messenger RNA. RefSeq names its product mitochondrial ribosomal protein L42 (gene mrpl42). Gene Ontology annotation, cellular component: mitochondrial large ribosomal subunit. The transcript has 5 exons. The record is from RefSeq and is a predicted model, not a curated record. NCBI's taxonomy places the organism in Eukaryota, Metazoa, Chordata, Actinopteri, Pomacentridae. Bases 44 to 475 code for a protein of 143 amino acids.
GGACGGAACUAUUAAAGCGAUGCACCAUCCAAAAUAAGCGAGCAUGGCGUCGGGUCAUUUGUGCAAACUGCACAGUCUCCUAACAAGACUGUCCAACGGCAGCACGCUGCGAUGUGUUCAGACUUGUUUGGUGCCGGUACGACAGAAGUCCAGCAUUCCUUCACUUGAUGAUGCUAACUGUAAUGUGGAAAUUGGUGUGACUUCAGACGGGAAAACCAUCGUGUGCUACCAUCCCGCUGCCGACAUUCCCUAUGAGCUCACUCAGCCUAUAGACCGACCGGACCCCGUGAACAACGUAGCCGAGACCCACGACCAGGUUUUAAAGGCCCACCUCAGCAAGGAGGUGCUGAAGGACAAACAGGGACCCACUAUAGAGGAGCUGAGCAAGAUGUUCUUCACCACAAAACACCGGUUUUAUCCAAAAGGACAGUAUCACAGGAGACGCAUUAAGACGAACCCUCCAAAGGACCGAUAGUCGAAGUUACCAAACUGCGAAUAAUGUGUGUUUUCUUGUCACAAUAAAAUAGAACUGUUAAAUGUUAA